CAGAUGCCAGACUGGUCUAUAGAGAUUACCUUCUCUGUAUAUCUAGCUAGCUUUUGCAUCAAAUUGUGCAUUUAGGGCUCUGGUGGCAGGUGGAAGACAGUAACUCAGUUGCAGGUUAAUGGCUACUCUUCAGUAUGGAUUUAUUCACAUCAGAUGUUCAGACUUGUAGGCCUAUUUAUUAUGUGAACAUUUGAGAGUCUAGUUGCUGUAAUGUAGAACUGCUCUAUCAUAUUCAUCUUGGGCCUAUGCAAAAGCUUCAUCUUUUGCCAGUGUUGUUGAAGAUGUUUGCCCUGAAAGUCUUGUGUUGAGAAGAUGGAAUUAAAUGGCGUCGCUGCCAGUGGACCAUUCGGAGAUGGACGGGAAAGGUCGCAGAGUGACACUACUGAUAUUUCGCGUGUCUUCAGUAAUGACAGCAUAAACAGCGCCCUGAGUGCUGUUUCAGGGUUAAGUAGUGGUUCAUCUGUGAACAGUCAGGUUACAUGUGUAAAUACCGGUGUCAAAAAUGGUGCUCUGCCUAUGCUUGACCAAGGUCCAAAGUCAACUGAAUCAAAAUGUGAUGCCGAGCUUCCUAAAACUGACUUGGAAACAAAUAUUCCAGCUGUUGCUGUGUUAUCGCCAGCGAGGAGCAGGAAAACGUUUGUAGUGGAAAAAGUUGAUGAAGACAAACUGCGGGCCGACCAGGAUGAGUUGGAAAGCCCCAAGAAGGAUUUGCCCAUUGUUGCCUUGUUCAAGCCAGAAGCUAAGAGGGAUAGCAUUGAACACGCUGAUGUGAAGUCAGUUUCUUUACCUGAAGAAGAGCCUGAAGUAAAGCCAGCCCCAUUUGUAAAGAGAAAAGACAGUGUAUUUUCUGGUUUGAUUAAAGGUAAAAAGACAGCUGAUGGAAAUGAGAGCUCACCGAGGCCAAGUCGCAAGUUGUCGUUUUCUCAUCAUCGCAAAAACUGUGUUAAUAGAAGAGGUUCUAUUGAAACUGCAACGAACUUGUCAGUACCAGGACGGAAAAAGUCCAAGGAUGAGUCUCGAACACGUUCAGGGACUAUUGAGUCAGCGGAACAUGAAGAGGGACAGCGGGACCAAUUGUUAGAGCUUCCAAAGAUAAAGAAGAAUAAGAGAAAAAAAGAUGGAAAUCGACGAGUGUCUUAUAACGAUUUGGUAGUGAAGAUUCCGACGGAUGAUGAGUACGAAGACAAUGAUGACGUCUUUGUGGAGAAAACGCCGAACAGACAACGAGAAGGACCAGAAGACGAUAUGGAGGAGGACGUAGAGAAAAUCGAACUGGAUAAAAAAAGAAAAAAGAAACAGGAGAAACCUAUAAUCCCACGGCUGAAGAAAAGGCGCCCUCUUUUUCGUCCACAAGACCGCAGCAUCAAGGUCCUGUUGAUCGUCCUCUUUCUGCUGAUGGUAGGGGGUGUCACCUGUAUCUGGAUAUUCUACAAGAAACAGCUGUAUGAGGUCGAGAUUGGGAAAAAAAUCACAUUCAACCAUGACACAAGGACUUUAAUCGUACGGGAGUUUGGAUCGGUGAAUGUUUCUCUGGAAGGGGUCCUUGGUCUGAAUGUUCCGCAUGUUUUACCAUAUCUGUGCUCACAUGAGAACCACCAAACUGAGCUCUGCGUGCGCUGGCCAGGGCAUGCGGUUUUGAACAUCAAAUAUUGGGAUGCGACGGACAGCAUCGGGUGUUAUAAUAUAACGUGGGAGAUGUUGUCAGAUGCUUUUAUACCUCGGGAUUGUUUCAAGAUGGAUAAUGCUAACUGGUAUGGUGGGGGUUUGAUGAGUGAACAGCUAUGGCCAUUAGAGAAACAGGAACAUAAGGAAAUGCCUUACGUAACUGGGAACAUCCUGGACGGUGAAUAUGGGUCUGUGAUUCAGGCGUAUUGGUUGUCUUCCCAAGGCAUUUCAUUGGUUGUACCAACGAAUGUACCAUUAUGGGCGAGCCUAAAUGCGUCCAUUGCUGGUGAUGCAAGUGGCUUGUGUUUGUCUGCCACUUAUACUGGACCAUACCGCCAACUAAGUGAAACAGUAGGUUCUCACAUGGAGUACAGUCUUUGUAAGGGCACAGAUUUGAAAUCUGUUCAUACAUACAUGAUCUCUAAAGUAGUCGGGACGCUUAGCAAUGUACCUAAGGGUGACUUUUUCCGAUAUCCAGGAUGGUCAACAUGGGGCAAAUAUGGGAAGAAUAUUACUCAGGACAAGGUAUUCGCGCUGUAUCAAGAGAUUAAACAAAAUAACUUUCCUGCCAGUCAUCUUGAAAUCUAUGACAAGUGGGAACAGAAUUAUGGCGAUAUAGUAUUUGAUGAGAAGAAGUUUCCAAAUCCCCGCCAGUUGGUGACAGAACUUACUAAAGGUGGUGUAGAAAUCAUGGCUUGUGUUCAUCCUUUUGUUGAUACUCGUUCCGAGAUAUUUCAAGAGGGUGUGCGUGAGGGUUAUUUUGUUAUGAAUGAGGAUGAUAUUGUGCCCGGUUUGACAUAUUGGUGGAAUAGUGUUGGUGCCGUCGUUGACUUUACAAGUUCAAAGUCGAGUGCUUGGUUUAAAUCUCGUCUGCUUACCCUGCAGAAUCAGACGGGAAUUAAGUCAUUCCGCUUCGAUGCUGGUGAGGUCAGUUGGUUGCCGCACAAACCACAUUUCAGUAUACCGCAGAUCAACCCGCUAGAAUACUCUCGGAAAUACGUUGAAUUGGCGGAGUCAUUGGGUGGGAAAACAAUUGUAACAAGUAGCUUCCAUAAUCAGGACAUUCCAGUGAUCAUCCGAAUCCAUGAUAAAAGUCCCACAUGGGGAUACGACAAUGGUCUCAAGUCGAUCAUACCGACCGUGCUGACAUUGAACCUCAUCGGUUACCCGUAUCUCCAGUUACAAGUGGGGAGUGGUGGAGACACUCUUCAUCAUGAUGUCCAAAACUUCUCCUUUGUAGAUUUACUCCCAACACGAGAAUUAUACCUCCGCACCUUACAGAUUGCAAUAUUUCUUCCCUCUUUUCAAUUUUCUGUGCCUCCUUGGCAGUUUGAUCAGGAAAUGACAGACCUUGCCAAACAAUAUGUGAAAUUCCACGAAGAUUUUGUGAUGCCAAGAAUCCAGACUCUGUUUUCAAACUACACAAAGAAAGGUCUUCCAAUCCUCCGUCCACUUUGGUGGCUUGAGAACACUGAAGAGGCGAGGACAAUAGAUUCUGAAUUCCUAAUCGGUGAUACUGUACUUGUUGCCCCUAUGUUAGAGAAGGGUAAGUCAAAGAGGAAUAUCUACCUCCCAAGAGGAAACUGGCAGGAUCCUUUCAAGGGAAUGAUCAUAGAGGGUGGGAUCUGGCUGAAACAUUACUCAGUUCCAGACAAUGUGGUGCCAUAUUUUGUUCAUGAAUCUUAAUAGUGAUUUUAGGAAAAUUGCUGUGUGUCAAGUUUGUCUUCAAAAAUCUGGCUUUCAAAACUGCCUCAUCUAAAAAGAAAUUUCAGGUCCAGAUGAUUUGACCCACAGUUAUUUCUUUGCUGCUGGCUUGUGGCUCUCAACGAUUUCGUCCUGCCGGUAUAAGUCAACUACUCUUGUGAUAUUUUCCUGCAGGGUAACCUCUGACUGAAGAGUAAAUAAAUGUGAGUCAUUUCCAGGAACUCAGCUCUUUGGCUUUAGAUCAUUGUUCAAGAUUCAUCACUGGCAUGAUGAAAUCUUAAGUAGAUCAAUUAGCAGGGUGUUGAUCAAUCGAUGUGUAUUUUGCAUCUCGCAGAUACUCUUGUAUGCACUGUUUGCCUGCCAACACAGUUUUGUUUUCAUCAACAAUUCUUAACAACGGGCAAAUGCAUUUUUCUCUGUUUUCAAUGACAAGUGGAAAGUGACAUGUUUAUUGUGAAAACUUGAAACCAUUAUAAACCUGGCAUUAUAAGUGACAAUGUGAAUGCAGUUUCUCAUGGCUUAUACCAUCAAUAUGCCUGGAUGAUAGUGAUAGAUGAAAAUAGAACACGAGGAAGAGUGCAGGUGACAUGUGUCACCAUACUUUUUUUUUAGACCAGCCUUUGGCAUUCAUGUAUGCUGUGAUUUGCAAUCAUUUCUAAUGGCUUUAAUAUUUGUAUCAAAAAAAUAUCAUUUCUAUUCUUACUUUUUUGUGAGAGGAAGUAUGAUACUUGACAUUCAAAAUGUCUAGUACAUGAUUUUACUUUUGUGAAUAAAGGUUUUGUUAAAGAGAA
This is a messenger RNA of Lineus longissimus, 4160 nucleotides long. RefSeq names its product myogenesis-regulating glycosidase-like. The transcript has 4 exons. Bases 313 to 3351 code for a protein of 1012 amino acids. Gene Ontology annotation, biological process: carbohydrate metabolic process. The record is from RefSeq and is a predicted model, not a curated record. Gene Ontology annotation, molecular function: hydrolase activity, hydrolyzing O-glycosyl compounds. NCBI's taxonomy places the organism in Eukaryota, Metazoa, Nemertea, Pilidiophora, Heteronemertea, Lineidae.